This is a messenger RNA of Eutrema salsugineum, 2478 nucleotides long. Its product is annotated as interactor of constitutive active ROPs 3. The transcript has 5 exons. The coding region runs from base 263 to 1960 and encodes 565 amino acids. The record is from RefSeq and is a predicted model, not a curated record. Lineage: Eukaryota; Viridiplantae; Streptophyta; Magnoliopsida; Brassicales; Brassicaceae.
UUACCUACUUCUCUCUCUCACAUCGCACACUGUUCACUCUUGGAUUCCGCAGAGUUAAAGAGAACUUUGGUUUUGAAUCUCAAAUCUCUCUUCCCAUUUGAUUUUUUUUUACACAUUUUCUUUGGCAAAAACUGGAUCUUUUCUUCAAGCACGAACCGUCCUCGCAGCGCUACAUUGAAGAAGCAAAGAAGAGGCUGGAAAUAUCUUUUCGGUAAACAAGGUUUUUCAUUCAUCCUGUGCAUUAGAAGGAUAAUAUUACAGUAUGCAGACCCAAAAGGGAAGAAAUGGAUCUCCAGAUGUUCCUAAGAAGGUGUCUCCUCGAGCUGCUCGGCCACUGAAGAUACCAGCCCUAGAACCUGACUCUUCUUCAUCUCCUAUCCCAUCUAAUAACAGAACACCAAAGGAUAAAAGUCCAAAAUUUCCGGACCGUAGAUCUCCACGAAGCCCCGUCUCCGAGAAGAAGAGGCCAAGUAGAAUAACGGAGCUAGAGUCGCUAGUCUCGCAGCUUCAGGAGGAGCUGAAGAAAGCGAAAGACCAAGUCACAGUGUCUGAGACAUCAAAGAAGCAAGCAGAGCAAGAAGCAGAGGAGUCCAGGAAACAGCUACAAGAAGUUUCCUCAAAGCUCGAGGAGACCACCCAGAAUCAGGUUUUGGAAGUUUCAGCGUUGGAGGAAGAAACCAAUAAAACCGCUGCUUCUGAUCAUCGAAGUGUAUCUCAGGAAUGCGAUUUGGAGUUUGGUGCUACUGCUGAUGAAAGAGCAGGACUGGCUGUUGUUGUUCAUGAGAUCCAACAACUCAAGCUUCAGAUUGAGAUGGUGGCUUCUUCUGAAGCUGGUCAUGUGAAACAAGCUGAGUUGCGUAACUCGGAAAUUCACCUUUUGAGAGGAAACUUAAUGGACACAGUUUUUCUCGUCGAGAAUUUUAGGAACCAGCUUAAGGACUGUGAGGUAUCAGAUGCUGAAACCGAGGCUUUGGCCACCGAAACUCUUAGGCAGUUGGAGAAUGCUAAAAAGGCAGUAGAAGAACUGAAGUCAGAUGGCACAAAAGCAAUUGAAAGUUAUAAGAAGAUUGCAGUAGAGCUUGAACAGUCAAAAUCGAGGAUGGGUUGGCUUGAAGCUCUUGUGAAUAAACUUCAGACCAAUCCGGGUGAUUUGGAAAACCACGAAACCUUGCUUAAAGACUAUGAAAGUUUAAAACUUGAGGAAUCAAAUGAGAUGAAGGAAGAAGUAUCUUCCCUGAGAUGUGAGGUAGAGCGACUGAGAGCGGCUCUAGAAGCUUCUGAUAAGAAAGACCAAGAGGGGAAUGUGGAGGCUUCUUCUCGGUUACGGAUACAAGCUGAACUCCAGUCUGAAUUAAAGAUAGCUAAAUCCGAGAUAGACGAGCUAAAGGCGAGGUUGAUGGACAAGGAAACAGAAUUACAGUUUGUUUCAGAGGAGAGAGAUAACAUGUACCAAAAACUGAUGAAGAACCCGAAAGAGACAGAUGUUGAAGCUGAGCUGAAGCAACUAAGGGAGGCGAUCGAGAACUUUAAGGCAGAUUUGAUGGAUAAAGAGACAGAACUUCAGAUCGUUACAGAUGAGAACGAGACACUAAAAUCAGAUAUCCACAAGAGGGAGACAGAUGUACAAGAAGCGCUCAUGAAGCUAGGGAUUGCAAUGGAAGAAGCUGACAAGAGUAGCAAGAGAGCCGUUAGAGUAGCCGAGCAACUUGAUGCUACUCAAGCUUCAAACUCAGAGAUGGAAACAGAACUGAGGAAGCUCAAAGUACAAUCCAACCAAUGGAGAAAAGCUGCUGAAGCAGCUACGGCCAUGCUCUCUGCUGGAAACAACGGAAAAUUCUCUGAGAACUAUAAUCAAACAAACUCUCCUUACUCGGAGGAUAUCGAUGAUGAACUGACAAAGAAGAAAAAUGGGAAUGUGCUCAAGAAGAUUGGUGUUUUGUGGAAGAAGCCUCAGAAAUAGCUGGAGACAGACUAAUAUAAUUAGGGUACCGUUGAUAUGGAGCUGGAUUAUAAGAGCAACUCCUAUAACUCUGGUAUUGAUGUGAAUCAGUAGUUUGAGGACUUUGUUUUGAGAAAAUACAUGUUCGAAACAUUUGCGUUGUGAUAUUUUUUAAGUUAAGGCACGAAUGCCUCCGGUUUAUUUAGCAAGGUUGGAAUUUAUCACUGCGCCUAAUGUAAGCACCAAUCUGAAUAAAGUAUGUUUAGGAUUAUUGAAACUCUGCCACAUGUAGCGUUCUGGAUUGGUGUUGUGCGAGUAUCAGCACAAAGUUCUCAGGAGUUUUGCCACCACCACCGGCGACCACAACACAAGCUAUGGUUAUGAGAUUGAUCGAUGGUGAGCUAGUUCUCCAUGAUCAAUCAUUCAAUCUCAUAACCAUAGCUUCUGGUCAUUAGAUGAAACAAGAAAGAAACGAGAGAUCUGCAGCGCUGCUGGUGGCAGAGCUUCCGGAAACUUUGUGCUGAAAUAGUCCCACAACA